Molecule: messenger RNA, 360 nt
Organism: Mesocestoides corti
Lineage: Eukaryota; Metazoa; Platyhelminthes; Cestoda; Cyclophyllidea; Mesocestoididae
Source: the annotation of a GenBank genome assembly
AUGAAGCUGAAUCACGAGACAGUGACCAUCGAACUCAAGAACGGUACCCAAGUCCAUGGUACCAUUGCUUGCGUCGACGUUUCCAUGAACACCCAUUUGAGGUCGGUUAAGCUCACUAUGAAGAACGAAGAAACCGUUAACAUGGAUACUCUGACUGUUCGAGGGAAUAAUAUUCGCUAUUUUAUAUUACCCGACACGCUCCCCUUGGACACAUUGUUGAUCGACGAAGGUCCCCCGAAACGAAAGCAACGCAAGGAAAAUGCUCUGUCGUCGACUCGCGGACGCGGUCGCGCUGUUAUUCGUGGAAGAGGCAGAGGCGGCCCGCGUGGUCGUGGUCGCGGCGGUCCGAUGCGAAGAUAG